Porites evermanni is the source of this 757-nucleotide messenger RNA. Lineage: Eukaryota; Metazoa; Cnidaria; Anthozoa; Scleractinia; Poritidae. The record is from the annotation of a GenBank genome assembly.
AUGAUUGACAAUACUACUGCGGUUGCUGCCAUAAAUAACAUGGCAACAUGCCAUAGUCCUGAAUGUCAUUCACUUGCAGUACAAAUUUGGGAGUUUAGCAUUUCGCAUUACAUAACCUGGCUUACUGCUGCCCACAUCCAUGGCUCUCUUAAUGUUAGAGCUGACAGAGAAUCUACAUUGUGGGCACUUCCAUUCUCAGGAUACCGAAUGAAUGAUAAAUCCCACACUAUUGAGAAACGCCCUUGCUACUCUUGACGUCAAACCAGAAAUCGAUCUGUUUGCAUCAAGAUUAAAUAGACAAUUUCCUAUAUAUUGCUCAUUCCGGCCUGGCCCAGAGGCCUCGUGUAUUGAUGCAUUCACCAUUUCAUGGACUGAGAAAAAUUCUAUUCUUUUCCACUUUUUAGUUGUGUUCUCAGAGUGCUUCAGAAAAUCAUUCAGGACAGGCACAGCAAAUAAGCAUAUUAUGGUAAUAAGAUAUUACAAGGUCUAUAGCUUUAUCUGACCUUUUCUAUUCCGCUGAUUUUAAACGAAAGUCAAAAGCACUCUCUGUUCAUCUUUAGUUGGUAUUUAUUUUUUCUCCAAUCUGUCUUUUCUUUCACUCAGUCAUCCAUCCAUCCAUUCAUCCAUGCACAUAUUCAUUUAUCCAUCCAUCCAUCCCUCCUUCUUUCACCUCUCUUAAUUUCUUUGUAGGCGAAGAAACAAUGGCAAUGAAGAUCCACAUGCUUUGGCAAAUACCCAAGUGCGUGGGAAAUUUUGA